Plenodomus lingam JN3 is the source of this 5484-nucleotide messenger RNA. NCBI's taxonomy places the organism in Eukaryota, Fungi, Ascomycota, Dothideomycetes, Pleosporales, Leptosphaeriaceae. The record is from RefSeq and is a predicted model, not a curated record.
AUGAUAGAGGAGAGCAGGAACAACACUUGCGGAAGCGCCAACGACGACAUCUGGGGCACUGUGCGGCCGCGCGAUGUUCGUCUCCAGAUCUACCUCUCGCUCGCCCUGGGCCUAGGCGGCUUUCUGGCCUUCUGUUUUCUACGCCCACGAUGGAAGGGCCUGUACGCUGCACGCAAGAAGCAGAACGAGCUGGCAACCGCGCUGCCCGACCUCCCCGACUCUUUCUUCGGCUGGAUACGCCCGUUAUGGAACAUCACAGAGGAUCAGGUGCUCGCCUCGGCUGGCCUGGAUGCCUACGUAUAUCUGGCCUUCUUCAAAAUGGCCAUCAAGUUCCUCGUCGUCACGCUCUUCUUCGCUGUCGCAGUCAUCAAGCCUGUUCAUGACACGCACCAAGACAAAGAGGGCAAGGACAAGCCCUUGUCUGGUCUUGAUCCACACGAUCACAUCGAGGCUCGUUCCACGCUCACGACCAUGGCAGCAGACUACGAGAAGUAUACCGACUACCUCUGGAUGUACCUCGUUUUCGUCUAUCUCUUCACCGGGCUGAUCCUCUACCUGAUGGUCUCAGAGACCAGGAAAAUCAUCGAUGUCAGACAAAGGUAUCUGGGCAGUCAGACCACCAUCACAGACAGGACCAUAAGGUUAUCUGGCAUUCCCCAGGAUCUCCGAGAGGAGGACAAGAUCAAAGAAUUCAUCGAGGACUUGCAAAUCGGGAAAGUCGAGAGCGUUACGCUCUGCAAGAACUGGAAAGAACUAGACGACCGGAUGGCACAGAGAUAUGUGCUCUUGAGAAAACUCGAAGAAGCUUGGACCGUUCACUUGGGAAGCAAAAGGGUUGAGCGAAGCCUGGAAACACUGCCUGUCGUCCAACCGCGCCCGUCCGAUCAUGAAGACGAUAGCGAAUCAAGUCAUCUCUUGAGCACAGGAUUGGACUCUGACCAUGUCAUCUCCAAUGUACGGCCACGUCCAAUGGCGAAGAUCUGGUACGGUCGCUUCAAGCUUCGGUAUAAGAGCGUUGAUGCAAUCGACUACUAUGAAGAGAAGCUGCGCCGACUGGAUGAUGAGAUCAAAAGUCUUCGCAACACAAACUUUGAGCCAACACCGUUAGCCUUUGUGACCAUGGACAGCGUGGCGAGCGCGCAAAUGGCAAUACAAGCAGUGCUGGAUCCUUCCCCACUUCAGCUGUUGGCAAAGAACUGUCCUGCCCCAUCCGAUGUCGUCUGGACCAAUACCUAUCUUCCUCGUCGUCAAAGGAUCGUCCGGUCCUGGACAAUCACCGUUGUCAUUGGGAUUCUGAGCAUCUUUUGGACAGUUCUCCUUGUCCCGAUCGCUGGUGCACUCAACACCUGCUCUAUCCAGAAGAUCUUUCCGCAAUUGGCUGCCCUUUUGGAUAGACACGACUUGCUCAAAUCCCUGGUCAACACGCAGCUACCGACCUUGGCACUGACUUUGAUCAACGUCUUGGUGCCUUUUCUUUAUGACUGGCUGGCCAACAAGCAGGGCAUGAUAUCACAGGGAGAUGUCGAACUCUCUGUAAUAUCUAAGAACUUCUUUUUUACCUUCUUCAACUUUUUCAUCCUUUUUACCAUUCUUGGAACCGCUUCUAAUCUCGUACAAUUCCUCGACCACUUCGGUAAGAGGCUAAACAGCGCAACGGACUUUGCAUAUUUCCUGGCAAAAUCUCUAGCGGAUCUCCUGGGGUUCUACACGAACUACAUCAUCUUGCAGGGAUUCGGCUUGUUUCCGUUCCGACUGUUGGAAUUCGGCGCCUUGUCACUGUACCCGAUCUACUUGAUUGGGGCCAAAACACCUCGAGACUACGCUGAACUUGUUCAACCUCCAGUCUUUAGUUAUGGCUUUUUCUUGCCACAAACAAUUCUAAUCUUCAUCAUCUGCAUGGUAUACAGCGUGCUCCAGGACUCCUGGCAGGUCCUUCUUGUAGGGCUUGCCUACUUCAUGAUAGGCCACUUUGUCCACAAAUACCAGCUGCUUUAUGCCAUGGAACACCGUCAACACUCUACUGGUCGGGGUUGGACUAUGAUGUGCGACCGAGUCAUUGUCGGUGUCGCGCUAUUCCAAGUCACUGUGGCAGGGCAGCUCGCCCUCAAAAAGGCAUUUAAGCGCGCAGCACUCGUAGCACCUCUAGUGUUUUGUACUUUGUGGUUCUUUUUUGUUUUUGGAAGGACGUAUCGGCCAUUGAUGAAGUUUAUUGCACUGCGAAGCCUCCGAAAUCCAGAACCAUCAGACAUUGGGCGCGACAUCCAGGAAGAAGCGGUCGUUUCGGGACGAGAAGGCAGCAGAGCUUCCCUAGGCCGCCUCACACUCGACGAAGCUCGUGAGAAAGUUUAUGCCAAGUCUGGCUCCCGAAGUGGCACGCGAGAAACCAAAGACAUAGACAUGGCCUUCAUGGCGCUAAUGGCGAAUGCCAAUGAACAGACCGCUAUUUAUCUGUCUCGGGGGGUCGCUGGUACAAAGUCGGAGCCAGCUCUACCUCUCCUUGAUCUUCAGCCUUUGCACGUCGCAUCCUUCUUCGAAUCUUCCGACACUCGAAGACUGUCUCUAAGUCCACGCAGGCUACCUCUAGAGCCAAUGUCUCACGACUUGAUGCCAAUUCAUGACACCUACAUACCCGCAAGUUCAAGCGUACACCCCAGGAGCGAGUCGUCACCAUGCCCUAUCAAUGAUUGUGACAAAACGCAAUGCCCGACGAAGCGAUCGGAAGUUUUACGCCACAUUUUCCCACAUCCUACCAGGGGUCGCAACCUUCAACGUUCGAAUAUUUCGGGAAGGAUUGCCAAGCGGGUAAAAAAGGAGGCUGAUGCACCCAGGUCAUCAUCCAAUCCAAACGCCUUCCACAGAUACAUCUCUUCUCUCUUCAAUAAUGGCCAGGAACGUGGAGUAUACCUGCGGCAUCAACAGGCAAUGUCAAGUACCUCAAGUUCAGGCUCGAUACUAGGCUCAUCAAGUUACCAUGCCGCGAUGAGUGUAGACAUGGUUUCACCCGCGACGUUCAUGUUCAGUGGGCCCAGUCUUAGAUCUGGCAAAUCUUUCAGUCAUUCGAAUUCCCGUAUCACAAGUCAUACUAGAACAGAUAGCGAGCCCCGGCUAGCAUCCCGUGUGCGAACCGAUUCUUUCUGCAUGCUCGAUCAGGACAGCAUCAUUGACGAGGAGAUUAUGGAGCCAGAUCUCGAACAUGGUAUCACGCGUGUCAUGUCAGAUGUGAUACUUGGCGUGAGUAUCCCAGAAGAUGAGUUGGAGAUGCCUUUGUAUGGCUCGAAAGAAUGGGCUUGGAACUGCCAUACUCCGACCUUAAUCGCAAUGAAUUCCCAGGACAUGAUUGCCAAGGUUUCUGUUGCUCAUCGCCUACCAUUAGAGAUCCUACAAGAUGUCUUGCAACGUCUUUGCGCAAAAGACUUCAAUGCUGCACGUCAUACAUGUCGAUAUUGGAUGCGCACUAGUUUAGACAAGAGCUUGCUUAAAGUCAUGUUCAAGAGAGGCGGAUGGCAAAGCAGUGCCGAGCACUGCCUCGCUCAGGCAGGUCGAGCCAAACCAGGUCAUGUGAUGGGAAGUGAGGAGUGGAUUCUCAGUCGGCAUCUUGCAAGGCAAUGUGCACUGGCCCCUAGCUGGACUGGAAACGGUCUGGAAAUCGGCUCUGCAUUUUCGGAAGACACUUUGAUUGAUUUCCGGGAACUUUUCAAUGGCCAUACAACAUCUGCUUCCUGUAGAGGUCGCGGCCUAACCUUCUCCAUCAGUCUCUGUGGACAAUUUCUCUGCGUGGCUCGCGACACUCUCAUUCAUAUAUACGACCUUCGAAGCGGCCACCUCCAGCCUGUCACCAGUGUUGUGACCCCUAGGCGAGUCCUUUCAAUGAGUAUGGACGUCUCUGCAGGUCGUUAUGCUAUCGCUACGCUUCUAGAGGGACGAAUGGGCAUGGUAUGCGAGUUGCAAUACGGUCGCAAAGCUGUCAGCGUAGACCCAAUUCCAACAGAAGAUGACCAGAAUGAUUCUUUACACAAUACACCAAACAGAUCUUCGGUCUCCACUGGCUGUACGGGCAUCCCGAAAUCCUACUCAGCGACGAACAAUGCCCAUAGCCGUCCAUACAUCAAAGAACCGGAUCGCGGCUCAUUCCACGCGGUCGAUGUCAUCUCCAACCGUCAGCAUGUUACUUUGCAAAGAACAAAUGACAGCCGAGCACAUGAGCAGAACUUGAUCAAUGACUCCUGGCCUGAGUUUCAUGGACCCACAAAGAGGCAACAUUCUCAGGGGACCUCCAGAUCCACUUCCUGCGGUCACGGCAUACCUCUAGAAAGCGGCACGUCUACCUUCUACCGACACCUGUGCUCAGAAGACGAUCCGCCGCGUAGUGUCUCUAUAUGUCCCCAACGCCGUUGCGUCGCUUUUGGUUGUUCGGCUGGCAUUGAAUUGCACUGGAUUGAUGCAUUGACAGGACGGGGUUUGAACAGAUGGUUUCCUCUCACAGCACCUUCAGACCACUUGUUCUUCCUUUCUCCUCGUCCUGGAUUUGAAUCGGCGAAGAAACUGCGACUGAUUUCCAGCGCCGCACAUCCCAACGAUCGACCUUCUAUCAGUCGCAGAUUCUUCAGUCGGCCGACCGUAGGUUCGUUCUGGGGCUCUUUCGGUUUCGAAUCGAUGAAUCGUCGGCCUGGGUCUCCUGGGUGCGACCACUAUCAUGCGGUUCCAAUGAGUGAUGGGUUUCACGUCCUGUAUAUUGAUCCAAUCACGGAACACUUGACGCUGGGGUGUGAUGGGCCAUUAGGUGGACCUACUAAGUUAUUGCGAAAGGUCGUCUUGUUAUCACCCAACGAGAAAGCUGUCCCUCGUGUCUACUCUGCAGCAGCGGAUAUGUCACAGGGAGCUCUGGUCACAGUGGCAUUCGGCGAUACGAUUAUGCUGUACAACAUCCCACUUGAUUGGAACGAGCCACUGGCUCCGACACGUCCGUCUGGAAUUGACGAUACUGACCCUGUUUGGCCACUUGCCAUCCGUGGCACUGAGAUUGGAAGGCUCGUGGAUGUAUGCGAGCUCGCCGUCCAAACCCAACCCGACAUACUUCUCUGGGCUUUCACAAAAACAGCACAUUGUCAGACGUGGCGCCUACGUGAUUUUGUCGAUCCGAUUAUUCGUACCAAGCAGUACAUGUGCCGUAACGGAAUGGUUCAUCAUGCUUACUCUGUCGACGAGAGCGGAGAUGUUGUCAUGGAGGAUGCGUCCGCGUUGGAAGAAGCCAGCAGCUCACUUGAACGGCACUUGCACGGCAACAACGAGUUCGAGGUAACCACGGCGGACCAAUCUAUUGUUCCUGGCUUCGAUGGCAACGCAUCUGGAGUAUUGAAGCGAAUGCACAAGGCCCUGGCAGUGGAAUGUGAUCCCUGGGUGGACUUUUUGGAUCUCAAGGGCGCUUCUGAUGCUUGGUUUGAGGAUGAUGGCAGUAUCAUUGCUUGGUAUGGGACAUCAGAGUGA